This is a messenger RNA of Paracoccidioides lutzii Pb01, 516 nucleotides long. RefSeq lists its product as hypothetical. The transcript is spliced from 2 exons. Bases 1 to 516 code for a protein of 171 amino acids. The record is from RefSeq and is a predicted model, not a curated record.
AUGAGUCCCUCCGUGGUGACAAAGAAGGGAAGUGAGAAGCUGUUGAUAGUUACCGCCCAUACAGAACGAGAGGCGGAACCAGCCGUGCAUUUCCUGAUCGGGUGUCCAGCCUCAUCCAGCAGCUCUGCCAAUUACGAGGCGAUUGUUCCGACACCCCAUCCGCCGGGUGCUUCUACACGGCUAGCCGUGUCAUCACCGAGGUUAUCACGCCAGGACGAUCAGUGGCAUCUGACAUGGCGCGCGCCCUGCCUGAGGCCCAGCAAUUCAGUAAGAGCUCUUAAGGGUUUACCUGGCUACAAGGUCAUAAAAACACCUCUCCUGUCGUCAAAAUUGACCUUCCAGGGUUUCGGUGCCCUGCUAGCAUCGCCAAAAUCGCUUGCCAACAGGCGCAAGCGGCUGUGUGGUCUGUGCGGGCCUCGCUCCAAGGCUUAUGCGUUUAUAAAGAAAUUGUAUCAACGGGAACCGCAAUUGGAUUUCUGGCUUGUGCCAAUCUUGGAGGUGGUUGUCUUUACCUAG